GAGCACCAAACCAACCGCUGCACAGAUACUCCAAACCCAUUUACGCAAAUCCAUUGAUGCGAGAGAUGCUCCUUAGCUCAGUCUUCAGCCAAGAGGAGUGAAGAAAACACAAGGUGAAGUCAAUACAUCCUCCUCCCCGGUGACACAAAGGGGGCCGGUGGUAUAAAAGAAGUGUAUGUUCCCCUCAACAUUCACACUUUCUUCCUCUUCUUCCUUACUCCUCAUCGUUCAACAUUCAGCUGCGUCCCCAAGAAGAGGAGCUAAGAUGACUUUCUACGAUGACAUUUACCCAUUCUACUCUCUACAAAGGACCUCCUUCAUCUUUAGUGGACGGUUGCUUACCAUUAUUCUGGUCUUCCUUGUGCUAGCAGUCAGUCUUCUUCUCAUUCUGCCAGGGAUACGAGGGAAGUCGAGGCUGUUCUGGAUGUUUAGAAUAAUUAUCAGCUUGUUCAUAGGUGUGGUGAUAGUGGCGCUCAACUUUACUAACGACUGGGCUGAGGCCAAAAUGACCACUAAUGCCACCUACAAGUCUUUCAGCAACGCAGUGGUUAACGCUGAGAUUGGCUUGCACGUUGGACUGUAUGGCAUUAAUGUUACACUAAAGGGGAAUCCUGUUGUACAGUUCAAUGAGACCAUUAACUACAAUGAGAUGUUCAGCUGGCAUGACACUAUUGAGAAACAGUAUGAGGAAGCUCUAGAGAAAGGUUUGCCGAACCCCAUCCUGUACAUCGCUGAGAAAUUCACCCUGAGUAGCCCGUGUGGACUCAUCUUUCAGUACAGAUACUCUGGACGCUACGCCUCUGCAACCCUCUGGACGGCGUUUUGCUGUUGGUUGCUCGCCAAUAUCCUCUUCUCCAUGCCUGUCAUUCUGUACGCCGGGUACAUGAUGAUGGCCACCGCCGCCUUUAUCUUCUUCUCCAUGGCCUCCUUCUCCACCAUCAUGAAUGUGCCACAGUGUGUUUUCUCCAUAGGCACCGACUCCUUUGAAACCACGUACAGCCAUUCAUUCUGGCUGGCUCUGGCUACAGGUGUGCUGUGCACCAUCAUCGGGAUUCUGGUGGUGAUGUUCAACUGUAUGAUACCAGAGAAGAUGAAGGAGGCUUUCAGCGUUGGCGUCGACAGUUAUGAAGAUGAGGACGAUUCUUAUGGGGAGGGCUACCUGAAUACAGUUUUCCUUGAUGGAGUGACAAUUUCACCAUUGACGUCAAAAGAAGUCCUGUCGGCACAUAUAUGAAGCUGUCCUGGUUUCCCUCAGGGUCCUUUUCCAGCCAAUACUUGAAGAUAUUUUUGCUGAAUGUGUUACAGUGUCUAAUUUCACAUCUGUUUUAAUGAUCCAUGUGAGCCUGUAAGUGUUAUAAAUGAUUUAACUGUAAAUAGUUGUAUUUGUAAAGUACAUUGUCAUACUGCAGUAGUUGCGAGUACAAUAUAUAAAGUUGUAUGGGAUCCAUACAAUGUAUAUACACACUGAUCAAUAUGGAUUAUAGGUCUGUCAUUGUGCGACUCUUUUUUUUUUCUUUAUUAGAAAUGAGACAAAAUAAUUAUUAGUUUGAUAUCGAUUUCUCUGAUGUUUGAUGUAACAUGCAGCAUGUUGCUGUGGCAACAAAA
Molecule: messenger RNA, 1605 nt
Organism: Larimichthys crocea (large yellow croaker)
Lineage: Eukaryota; Metazoa; Chordata; Actinopteri; Sciaenidae
Gene: duoxa
Product: dual oxidase 2
Exons: 9
Coding region: 176-1234 (352 amino acids)
Biological process (GO): protein transport
Cellular component (GO): endoplasmic reticulum membrane
Source: RefSeq, a predicted model, not a curated record